Eublepharis macularius is the source of this 1535-nucleotide messenger RNA. It is a transcript of the gene TBXA2R, whose product is annotated as thromboxane A2 receptor. The record is from RefSeq and is a predicted model, not a curated record. Bases 221 to 1315 code for a protein of 364 amino acids. Gene Ontology annotation, cellular component: plasma membrane. Gene Ontology annotation, biological process: positive regulation of cytosolic calcium ion concentration; inflammatory response; positive regulation of vasoconstriction. The transcript has 3 exons. Gene Ontology annotation, molecular function: thromboxane A2 receptor activity. Lineage: Eukaryota; Metazoa; Chordata; Lepidosauria; Squamata; Eublepharidae.
GGGAGAGAGGCAGACAGACGGCCGAUUCUCACCAUUUCUCCGCUGAGAAUAAUUUCUGGAGCUCAGAAGCACCCCAAGUCUCUGAAGAGUUUGUACAGCAGCCUGGACCGGAUCCCGUUCCGUAACAAGAUGAAUGGUGUGAGGCUCCAGUGGGGCUGCAUUGUGCCCUCAGGAGGCCCCACCCACCCCUGCACCACAUUGCUGCUUGGAGCGUGGCAGUAUGUGUGAGGGGGGUAGCACUCUGUGGUUCCCCAAGAUGGAGCUUGGGAACUUCAGCGGCGCCAGCCAGCUCGGCUCCUGCUUCCGCAGAAACAACAUCAGCAAUGAGAUCCGGGGUCACAUCACCUCGCCGUGGUUCUCCACCAUCUUCGGCCUCAUCGGCCUCUGCUCCAACCUCUUUGCCUUCUGCGUGCUGGUCAACUCCUCGCGGAAGAUGCACAGCCGUUCUCGGUCCUCCUUCCUGGUCUUCCUCUGCGGCCUGGUGGUGACGGACUUCAUGGGCCUGCUAGUGACCGUCUGCAUCGUGGUCCCGUACCACUUCAUCCAGUUUGACUGGAGGGUUGUGGACCCCGGGUGCCACCUCUGCAAUUUCAUGGGCCUCGCCAUGGUCUUCUUUGGGCAAUGCCCGCUGCUGCUGGGCGCCACCAUGGCCGGGGAACGCUUUCUUGGGAUCUACCGGCCCUUCUCCCGCUCCAUCAAUAUGUCGAAACGCCGGGCCUGGAUCUUGGUAAGCUUAGUCUGGGCCUUGGGGUUUUUCCUAGGCCUGCUGCCCAUCUUGGGCCUGGGGGACUACAGUCUACAAUACCCCAACUCCUGGUGCUUCCUCACUUUGCUCCACGAUGCCAAGAACGUGGCCUUCAGCCUCAUCUUCGCCCUGCUGGGCAUCUUCUGUGUGGGUCUCUCUUUCUUCCUCAACACGUUCAGCGUGGUGACCCUUUGCCGAGUCUACCAUGACUCCGAGUCGGUGCAGCGUCGGAGGGACAGUGAGGUGGAAAUGAUGAUCCAGUUGCUGGGCAUCAUGGUCAUCGCCAGUGCCUGCUGGCUCCCCCUGCUGAUCUUCAUUGUACAGACAGCCCUUCAGGACUUCUCAUCGGCCAAUCAGAUCCCCGAAGCGACGGAAAAGCUGCUGCUCAUCUACUUGCGGGUGGCCACCUGGAACCAGAUCCUUGAUCCCUGGGUCUACAUCCUCUUCCGCCGGGCAGUGCUGCAGCGCAUCUACCCCAGCAUCAAGACCCGCCCCUCCAUCGUGUCUCUGUACCCCGUCAUCAGCUCCUCCUUGCGGCGGAAAUUUACCCAGGAAUCUGUACUCCAGUAAGAAGGGAGGGCGUCCAAAUUCUUCAGUUCCCUCCAAAAUGAAGGCAAGAUCCACUGGCUAUAGGAACUCCCUUCCUCCAGUCCUCGUCCUAUUGCUUUAAUUGGGCCAUUGCUACAGGGUGAAUGUUCUUGAAUUACGCUGGGAGCAUGUCCCCAGCCCUCCUCCCCCGCCAUGCCAACCCCCAGUCUUGUCUCCCCUAGGCCUGAAAUUAAGCCUCGUU